AUGGUGGGCAAGGACUGCGUUGCAAUUGCCUGCGAUCUCCGCCUCGGCAUGCAGGCCCUCACCAUCUCCAACAACUUCCCCAAGGUGUUCCAGUACGGGGACGUCUUCCUGGGCCUGACCGGCCUGGCCACCGACGUCAACACCGUGAGCGACCUCUUCCGCUACAAGACCAACAUGUACCGCCUCCGCGAGGAGCGCCCCAUCGCGCCCCGGACCAUGGCCAACCUCGUCUCCUCCUCCCUCUACGAGCGCCGGUUCGGCCCCUACUUCGUCUCCCCCGUCGUCGCAGGGCUCGACCCCAAGACGAGCAAGCCCUUCAUCUGCGGCUUCGAUAGUAUCGGCUGCAUUGACUUUGCCAAGGACUUCAUCGUCUCCGGUACAGCCUCUGACCAGCUGUUUGGUAUCUGCGAAGGCCUAUGGGAGGCCGAUCUGGAACCCGACGACCUCUUCGAAACAAUCUCCCAGGCUCUUCUCAACGCCGUCGACCGUGACGCACUGUCUGGUUGGGGUGCACACGUCUACAUAAUUGAAAAGGACAAGGUCACCAAGCGGUUAUUGAAGGGAAGACAAGACUAG
Clonostachys rhizophaga is the source of this 576-nucleotide messenger RNA. NCBI's taxonomy places the organism in Eukaryota, Fungi, Ascomycota, Sordariomycetes, Hypocreales, Bionectriaceae. The record is from the annotation of a GenBank genome assembly.